AGUGAUGGAAAGGAUGAAAAAUGUCUUUUCCGUGAGCAACUAACAUCCUCUGGAUAUACAAUGUUACAAUCCGCAUGGAGACAAAACUUAUUUCUUGGAUUUAACAGAAAAGGAAAUUUUCAAGAUCCGUCACAAAUCAGCACAAAAAGACGGUGUUUUUUAUUUACGAAAUUGUUGCGUGAAGUAAAAUCAACACGACUAACGUCCUGUUCAAAGUCAGAGAAGGAUGAUAAAACAGAACUGGAUCUCGAAUCGAAACGGCAGCGCUAUUUGUAUAAUGUUGUUCGGGAAUCGUUACUAAGUCGAAUUCGAGCUACGGCUUAGCAUAUUUAUACAAUGACGUCAUCUUGCUUUUCGUUGGUGAAAAAAAGAGACUUCCUGGAGAAAUCACAAAUAAUACGACGAUAUUCACAAUCUUAACAGUUGCAGAGCACUGGCUUGGAAAAUAUUGCAAAGAUUUUAAAAUUGUUACGAUGGACGAGAUAACGUUAAUGAUUAAAAAAUUAUGAAGCAGUUUCGAAUACUAAUCUUCACAUGUGGUAAAUUUAAUAAAC
Loa loa (African eye worm) is the source of this 554-nucleotide messenger RNA. RefSeq lists its product as hypothetical. Lineage: Eukaryota; Metazoa; Nematoda; Chromadorea; Rhabditida; Onchocercidae. The transcript has 3 exons. The record is from RefSeq and is a predicted model, not a curated record. Bases 61 to 324 code for a protein of 87 amino acids.